AUGCAGCCAACAAACAGGUGGAGAAUCAGAAUAUCCGGGAUCUGUAAGCUUCCUGGUAAGAUGUGUGAUGUGUCGGCUCUCGGUGAAACUACGUUGAGGUUGAUAGAAUCACGUCUCAAAGAUAAUUCGGGAAAUGAGCUGCUACUUAGAGCGGAGAGACAUUGCAGGAAAAUAGAAGUAUCACUGGCUUCUAAUAGACGGAAGGAAGCUGUGCAGUCGUGGAUUCUGAGUGAAUUGGACUACACAUACCACGAGGAACAAAUGUUGGUUGAAGCCACGUUUUCUGACUACCAAAAUCUACAUGAUAUACUCGAACGUUUGUCAAAGGCAUUGGCUGUUGGACAGCAGGAGGAAGUGGACAUUGAUAUUUUGGAAUGUAUUUACUGGAGACGAGGUGCACUACUCUACAUGUACUGCAACACAGUCAAUAAGCAUCCAGAUAAGCAAACAGAUCAAUACACUGACUGUUUGAGCAAAGGAAUACAAGAGCUGUCAGCAAUGUUAAGUGUGCGUACAAGACCAAAAGGUGCUGAAUCACAAGACGAGCAAACACAAAAACUACUUGAGGAAGGAAUCUUCAGUGAUACUCAUGUCCUAGCACUUAUGUAUGCUGGUGAGAUGUGCUACUGGCUGCUGACUCACUCGGAACCAUCAGACACAUCACAACACACACAGCUUGUAAAGCAGUGUCACCAUUUCCUGACAACAUAUAUUUUUGUUACAGAAGGUCCACUAAAACUGCAUGGCUGGUCAACAGAUAGAGCCAAGCAAAUCCUUUCCCAAGUUGUCAAUCAAAAAACAUGAUAAAAGUUGACACUACACUACUUAACUUAAUCAGUGUCUAUACACUUUAGAACAUUUCACUAGACAAUGAUCAAUAGAUACAUUUUCUACAUUUGAUAUGAUCACUGUAUCAAAUUAUACUGCUUCUCUACCAUGUUGAA
Corticium candelabrum is the source of this 944-nucleotide messenger RNA. RefSeq names its product RAB7A-interacting MON1-CCZ1 complex subunit 1-like. The transcript is spliced from 6 exons. The coding region runs from base 1 to 804 and encodes 267 amino acids. NCBI's taxonomy places the organism in Eukaryota, Metazoa, Porifera, Homoscleromorpha, Homosclerophorida, Plakinidae. The record is from RefSeq and is a predicted model, not a curated record. Gene Ontology annotation, biological process: mitophagy.